AUGGCGUCGGUUACAGCUGCUCUGGCCAAACGGGGUUACAACAGCGAGUUGCUCACCCCCAGACUCGCGAGCCAGGCCUUCGCGGAUAAGUGCUCAGGAAAGGUGUUCCUCUUCACCAAGGGAGACGAACAGCCGGGCGAUGGCUGGGUCAAUCAGAACGACAACACUUGGGUGGGGUGGGAGUUUCCCGCCCUUACGCGGAAUCAAGCCGUGACGGAAAUCAUACACAUAGAUCCAAGGCCUGGCAAAGACCAUACUCCGCUGGUGAUUUGGACCCAAGGGAAUCCGCCUGUCAUUCCAGAACCCAGGGGUGCUGAUCCGUCCGUUCGGAACAGGACAGGUGAUCGGCCUCCUGGAAACCUUUGA
Messenger RNA from Diaporthe amygdali, 366 nucleotides. RefSeq lists its product as uncharacterized. The record is from RefSeq and is a predicted model, not a curated record. The transcript has 2 exons. Bases 1 to 366 code for a protein of 121 amino acids. NCBI's taxonomy places the organism in Eukaryota, Fungi, Ascomycota, Sordariomycetes, Diaporthales, Diaporthaceae.